Molecule: messenger RNA, 953 nt
Organism: Sphaeramia orbicularis (orbiculate cardinalfish)
Lineage: Eukaryota; Metazoa; Chordata; Actinopteri; Kurtiformes; Apogonidae
Gene: hdhd2
Product: haloacid dehalogenase-like hydrolase domain containing 2
Exons: 10
Coding region: 33-812 (259 amino acids)
Biological process (GO): dephosphorylation
Cellular component (GO): cytoplasm
Molecular function (GO): phosphatase activity
Source: RefSeq, a predicted model, not a curated record
UAGAGUCUGCAGCUGUUGGAGAGGUGUCCAUCAUGGCGGGCAGACGAGCUUUGAAGGCGGUGCUCAUUGACCUGAGUGGGACUCUACAUAUAGAGGACACAGCUGUACCCGGGGCACAGGAAGCCCUGAACAGGUUACGCCAGGCAUCGGUUGCUGUCAAGUUUGUGACCAACACAACAAAAGAGAGUAAGAGAAAUCUACUAGAAAGACUUCAGAAUCUCAACUUCGACCUUCAGGAAAAGGAGAUCUUCACAUCUCUGAGUGCAGCGAGGAGUCUGCUGGAGCAGAGACAACACAGACCUCUGCUGCUGGUGGAGGACAGUGCACUGGAAGACUUCACUGGUAUUGACACAUCAGAACCAAACGCCAUUGUCAUUGGACUCGCUCCUGAUCACUUCAACUACCAGACACUUAACAAGGCUUUCAGGAUGAUUCUGGAUGGAGCGCCUCUCAUUGCCAUCCAUAAGGCCCGGUACUACAAGCGUAAAGAUGGUUUGGCCCUUGGCCCCGGGCCCUUUGUGACAGGGCUGGAGUAUGCCACAGACUGUAAGGCUACUGUGGUGGGAAAGCCUGAAAAGACUUUUUUCACACAGGCUCUGUCUGAUUUAGGAUGUUGCCCUGAUGAAGCCGUCAUGAUAGGAGAUGACGCCAGAGAUGAUGUCGGUGGGGCUCAGAACGCAGGGAUGUUGGGUAUUCUAGUCAGAACAGGUAAAUACAGAGAAGGAGAUGAGAAUAAAAUAAGUCCUCCACCUCACCUGACAUGUGAUAGUUUCCCAGACGCUGUUGAACACAUCCUGAAGAACCUGCUUUGAGCUACAGGCUUCUGGCCGAGGGUUUGGUGUGGGCAAUCGCUUCCAGGAAGUCGGCCGUUGUGACAGUUUCCAGCUGGAGCAUGUUGGUGUUUCCUGUGAACAACAGUCACAUUUCCUUCAGUAUUUAACCCAGAGACACUA